GAUCCUACCACAUGAUUCUUCAAUGAAUACACAUUUAUUUAUUUUCCUUUUGCAUUCAAAUAUUAAUUAAAUUACGACAAUGGUUUUGAACAAAAACUUAUUUGUUGUAAAGCAAUUACUGCAGACUGUCAGACAGUUUCGUUGUUCCAGUGUGAGAAGAUUAGCAUAUGAAGGACCUGGCAGGACAACGGCUACUAUUAUUAAUCUUGAUGUUGGUUCCAGAAUCUUAAUAAACCAAUGCACACCGAUAGGGUUCAAGUUCAACAAUGGUACUGCACUCAUGGGUCCUCUCAUAAUUUUUCCAAAGACCGUCUUCUGUUGGAACAUUGCAUCUGCAUUGCAUAUAAAUGAGAAAACAUUGUCUUUGUUCAUUACACUUGAACCAAAACCAGAUAUAGUAGUAUUAGGUCUUGAAAGGCCAUACGAGUAUAAUAGAAUUCUAGAAAUGAAGAAAGUAUUGUUCGACAAUGGCAUUUCUGUUGAAGUACUUCCAGUAGAGCAGGCAUGCGGUGCCUAUAACUUUUUAUGUGAUGAAGGACGAUAUGUUGCAGCAGGUCUAAUACCUCCGCUACUAGAAGAAUCUCUUUCAUACAAAUUGUUGCAACAAAGUAUGGAUAGUAUCAGAAAGGAGAGAGAAAUUAAAAGAGGAGGUAUCAAGAAGCAGAAACCUAUAGAUUCCAAAUAGUUAAUUGGAAUGUAUGGAAAUAUGUCAAUAUACCAGUAAUAUCAAACGCUUGU
This is a messenger RNA of Dufourea novaeangliae, 738 nucleotides long. Its product is annotated as NADH dehydrogenase [ubiquinone] 1 alpha subcomplex assembly factor 3. Lineage: Eukaryota; Metazoa; Arthropoda; Insecta; Hymenoptera; Halictidae. The transcript has 3 exons. The record is from RefSeq and is a predicted model, not a curated record. The coding region runs from base 80 to 685 and encodes 201 amino acids. Gene Ontology annotation, biological process: mitochondrial respiratory chain complex I assembly. Gene Ontology annotation, cellular component: mitochondrial inner membrane.